GUUGUACGCAUUACUUGUGUUAUUAGCAUUAUCUGUGCAUUUUCCUCUCGAUUGUCAUGGUGUCUAAAGGUUGAUUUUGUUUUUAUUAGAUUUUCAUUCAUAUAAACGAUACUAUUAUCCUCUCGAAACAUAAACAUGAACAGAUUAAUUUUGAAUCCGUGCCGGUGCCUAAAAAGAUCAACUUUGAAAUGGGAAAUCAAAGAGUAUCAAUAUUUUUCACACGUGAGACAUGCAAGGACCCUGUCAUAUGCUAUCCAGCCAGGUGAGCCUCAUUUUGGCUUUACACAGCGGCCAUUAAAUGCUAAAGUUUUGUACACUCCACCUUACUUCAGAGGAAUAGCCACAAGCUCCUAUUACUAUGACAAAGAACCGCUUAAACCUUCUUCAAAAGUCGAAGCAGCAGUUGAAAACAUAAAGAAAGGUAUUGCUGAAAAAGAGAAGCUUCCAGUGAAGGAAGUACCGAAGAAAAGUUUAGGGGAACGUAUCAUGGCCGAGAUCAGGCAUUAUGCAUACGGUUUCAAACUUCUCUUCAUUGAAAUCAGGAUCUCAACAGGUUUAUGUUUUAAGCUUCUUAGAGGGCAGUCAUUAACUAGACGAGAACACAAGCUGCUCAUCACCACUAUUGGAGACUUGUUCAGAAUGGUACCCUUCAUAGUGUUUGUUAUUGUGCCGUUUCUAGAAUUCUUGCUGCCAGUAUUCAUAAAAGUGUUCCCUGACAUGUUGCCAUCCACAUUUGAAAGCAAGGAUCAGAAAGAAGCGAAGUUAAAACAGCACUUGAAAGUUAAGUUGGAAAUGGCAAAGUUUUUCCAAGAGACUCUUGAUCAGAUGGCCCCUCAAGCAAGUAAUAGGCACUCAACACUCGCCAAAGAAUUUCAGAGCUUCUUUACGAAAAUCAGGACCUCUGAUGAUGUGGCCACUAGUGAGGAAAUAAUGAAAUUCUCUAAGCUAUUUGAAGAUGAAAUUACAUUAGAUUCGCUGCAGAGGCCACAUCUGAUAGCACUCUGCAAAGUGUUAGGAGUGACUUCAAUUGGUCUGAGUGCUAUGUUACGGUUUAAUCUACGGAUGAAGUUGCGGUCUUUGGCUGCUGAUGACAAGAUGAUAGCUAAAGAAGGUGUGGACAGCUUAAACUUUAGUGAGUUGCAACAGGCGUGCCGAGCGCGCGGUAUGAGAGCUUAUGGUGUCUCAGAAGAACGCCUUAGAAAGGAAUUAAGAAAUUGGUUAGAUUUGUCUUUGAAUGAGAAAGUUCCUCAAUCACUCUUGCUGUUGUCCAGAGCCCUGAUGGUGCCAGAACAUGUGCCGACGACGUAUAAGUUGAAGGCGACCAUUUCUGCGUUGCCCGACACAGUUGUCACACAAACUAAGGCUGCUAUUGGAGAGAAGGAAGGCAAAGUUGACUUUAAGGCUAAAGUGGAUGUCAUCAGGCUUGAAGAACAGAAAAUCAAAGAAGAACAGGCAGAAAUGCUUGAAGCGGAGAAAGAGAAACAACUACUGGAAGCCAAGAAGAGAGAGAAGGAAGAACUCAAAGACAAAGCUCCCGUGCUUGAUAUUGAACAGGAAGUUGCUGCCAAGGAUACGGCGACAGUGUUGAAUGUGGACAGUCCUAAACCGUCAGAAGAGGGUCUGUCUGGCAAGGAUAUUGAGGUCAUCGAGGAUGCUUUAGAAAAAUUAGCUGAACAAAAGAAAUCCCUGCUCCUCGAAAAGGAGAGCAUCCAAGAACUCAAGUCAGAGCUCUCCGAGUACAGCGAAGAUGUGAAGGAGAUGCAGGAGAUUGUCAAGACCAAGCAGGCAGACAUCAAGGUCUCCAAGGGUGCUAGAAGACUAUACAAAGCAGUUAACAACAUGAUCAGCAAACUGGACUCCGUUCUAGUCGAACUAGAGAGCAAAGAGAAAGUGCUCCAGAAAACUCUAGAACAGACCAAGGCCGAGCCGCAGAAGGCCAAGGAACAGCUGAUCCAUAUUGAUGAACUGAUGCAUUCCAUUAAGAGCCUACAGAAGGUGCCGGAUGAGGCCAAACUGAAGCUCAUCCAGGAUGUACUUGGCAGGUUGGAUGAUGACUUCGACGGGCAGUUGAAGGUUGAUGAUGUUCUGAAGAUGGUUGAAAUCAUUGGCAACGAGAACGUGAACCUGUCAGAGAAGCAGAUGCAGGAGCUAAUCGAACUUCUGGACAAAGAGGAGAUUCUAGAAGUAGAGAGCAAGAUACAGAAGGCACUGGACAAGGCCGCAGCGGAGAAAGCGCAAAACACUGAAGCUUUGGAAGCCAGCAAGGGUCUAUUCGACUUAAUCCGAGAAGCGCAAAAGAAGCGGGAGAUGAAGAAAGCAGUGGAAAAGUUCAGCGACGAGCCGGCCAUCCCCAAGAGCGAAGACAUCGUUACCAAGGCAACCAAACCCGAGGAGAGCAGUAAACGGCCCGAGCGCCAAUGAGGACGACCUUUAGAGUAAUGGACUUUUAGAGUUAUGUAUAUACUGUGGCUCGGUGGCGCUUACGUCUUAUGCUAGUCGCGGAACCAGCAGACAUGACGAUCCCAAUACAUGUUGAAAAUAUAGGGAAUGCAGUACGUCUAAGUUAACUUUACACUGACUUGGAGAAUGAUCGAUCAUUAGAAACGUCUUUUUUAAAAAAAAUGCACACUUAUAAUGACAAUUACCACCUUCUGAGGUCAGAGGUGAGCUCCCUUUGCGCUAUAACAAGGGAUUCUUCAAGAAGCAAGUAUUUAGGGUUAUCAAAAGUCGACAACGCAUAAGUGGCUCCCCUGAUGUUGCUUAUGUUCCUGGGCGGCGAUGACUGCUUCCCAUCAGGCGGCUCGUCUGCUCGUUUGCUACCAUAAAAAAAAUCUAUGCUAGUGCAGAGUUAACUUGGUCCAACUUCAAAGUGACAAGCUUUGAGCCCAUAUGUAAAGUGUAAUGUAAUGUUUCCCUGAUGACAAUAAGCAUUUGUAUACAUGUAAUCGAUGACUGCAUGUAAAUAGUUGAUGCCUAUUCCGUUUCGCACCGUACAAAAUGAUCAUAUUUUUAUUUAUUUCCCGUUUCGUUAUUUAUGAAAUUCUAUUUUAUUGUUUAUGCAUUUCUGUGAUCGCUGUUGUAAGUUUUAUGUUGUGUAUAUUCUUUGGGUUACCGCUGCACAAAUUGUAUGUCUGUAUGUACUAGUUUUUUGAUUGGCACCGUCCUAUAUCAGAUAUUGGGAUUUACUUCAAGUAUAAAAUAUCUCACAAGUUGCAUUUAAAAUGUGACACAUUUGUGUAUAUAAAAGAAAGAGAGGAUUAAUAAUAUAUAAUUUCAAAAUAUCCAUAACCCUGUUGUAUCAUGUGAUUCUUGGCUGUCUAUAAUUUAAGAGAUCAGUAUCACGAACCUAUCUGCACUCUAAUGCAGAUAUUAUACUAAACAUUUCUAUAAUAUACCUUGUUCUGACAUAACUAUUGUCAGGUGUAACAAAUAUAGUGAUUUCAAUGUUGUAACUAUUUAGUUCAUUUAUGUACACAUUCGAUGUGCUGGAACACGAACUUACUUAUGUUAAAGUAAGAGAAUAAAGAGAUCAUUAAUUAAA
Molecule: messenger RNA, 3541 nt
Organism: Leguminivora glycinivorella
Lineage: Eukaryota; Metazoa; Arthropoda; Insecta; Lepidoptera; Tortricidae
Gene: Letm1
Product: mitochondrial proton/calcium exchanger protein
Exons: 7
Coding region: 136-2421 (761 amino acids)
Biological process (GO): intracellular monoatomic cation homeostasis
Cellular component (GO): mitochondrial inner membrane
Molecular function (GO): ribosome binding
Source: RefSeq, a predicted model, not a curated record